AUGAACAGUUCAGAAUUUAGCAAACGUAAAGAGGUUUUUGGGGAGGCUUUUUUUAAAAACUUCACUGUGGUCUCAUUUGGUAUAAUUAUCAAUUGUAUCAACAGCUUGCUGCUUUAUAUUUACUUCAAGAACCCCGUCUUCGCUCAGGAGCCCCGCUAUAUUCUCUACAUGCAUCUGAUCAUCAAUGACAUCAUUACACUGUCUCUCUCUGUGAUUUUGUUUGUGCUUGCUUACAUACUACCAGGCUACCCUGUUGCUGCCUGCUGCUUCAUCCUCGUCUUUGGAGGCAGUGUCUACAAGAACACACCACUAAACCUGGCCGGCAUGGCUAUUGAACGCUUUGUGGCCGUCUGCUACCCUCUACAUCAUGCACAAUUAUGCUCCAUUCGAAACACCAAAAUCUUGAUCGGCAUCAUCUGGCUGGUGGGAGCUGUGCCUGGUGUUGUGGAUAUGCUUGUGAUCGCAAUUAAACGUCCCCUCUCCUUCUUUACUUCUAACCGCAUUGGCCUCCCCCACAAUCUUUUCAAUGAUGAUCAAAACUAUUAUAUAAGUCAUGCUGUCUUCAACAUCGGCUACUUGUGUUUGGUGUGGUUGCUGCUCUUCUACACUUAUUUUAAAGUACUGUUCUCUGCUAAAGCAGCUGCUUCAGAAUCAGCUCAAGCACAGAAGGCCAGGAGAACCAUUUUACUGCAUGCAGUCCAGUUACUGUUCUGUACACUGUCCCUGUUCACAUCUUUCAUGAAUGGGGCCAUAAGUGCUCUCUUUCCUUACUACCAGUCUGUAAUCUUCUUCUGCGACUUCAUUCUCACUAGCAUUUUACCACGUCUGCUAAGCCCACUCAUAUAUGGCAUGAGGGAUCAAAAGUUUAAAAAAUACUUGAAGAGUUCACUGAUUUGUGGCUCAGACAAAAUUGCCAUCGACCCUUCUGAUUAG
Molecule: messenger RNA, 933 nt
Organism: Puntigrus tetrazona (Sumatra barb)
Lineage: Eukaryota; Metazoa; Chordata; Actinopteri; Cypriniformes; Cyprinidae
Product: odorant receptor 131-2-like
Exons: 1
Coding region: 1-933 (310 amino acids)
Biological process (GO): G protein-coupled receptor signaling pathway
Cellular component (GO): membrane
Molecular function (GO): G protein-coupled receptor activity
Source: RefSeq, a predicted model, not a curated record